AUGGCUUUACAAACACCAAAACAAAGAGCGGCUAACGCCAAGUUUGAAAAGAAAGUUACAAAACAAUGGGGAAAGCCUAAAUCAGAUAAAGAAAGAGUUGAGUAUCCAGUCUCCAAAAUUUGGUUAUUUGUAUUGUUGUUCUUAGUAGCUGGUGGUGCUGUUUUGGAGUUAAUCCGAAUGCUUUUCUGA
Lodderomyces orthopsilosis Co 90-125 is the source of this 189-nucleotide messenger RNA. RefSeq lists its product as uncharacterized. The record is from RefSeq and is a predicted model, not a curated record. NCBI's taxonomy places the organism in Eukaryota, Fungi, Ascomycota, Pichiomycetes, Serinales, Debaryomycetaceae. The coding region runs from base 1 to 189 and encodes 62 amino acids. The transcript has 2 exons. Gene Ontology annotation, cellular component: endoplasmic reticulum.